GCACGCACACACACACACAUAGACCUCUCUGGAUUUCUUUGCCUUGAGUCUCCCGGGGCUGUGAGGAGCUAGGCGCAUCUCAAACCGAGCUGGCAGCUCCAGGCUCCGGAGCCAUGCCCUGCACGGACCCUCAUCUUUACCAAGCUCCUGAGGAAUGAAAGGAACCCAGGGAUCCUCAGAAGGCAGCAGUGAUGUGGACCAACCCCCUGGAGCCUGCACCCUUCCAAGGGCCAUAGGCGACCCAGGGAACCGGAGAGAGCUCCAGACAGGAAACCCCAGCUUUCCUAAAGUCUCUGUGGAUGCUGACAAAAGGAGACCCGAAUUUUUGGAAGAGCCUGCCCUAGGUUACCCAGCUGCAGAGUGAUUUUUCCCUCUGGCAUUGAACCUACCCCUCCAACCCCCAGCCAUCCAGAGUACCAUGAAGAAUUAUGAGGAUGUGUGACAGAGGUAUCCAGAUGUUGAUCACCACUGUGGGAGCCUUCGCAGCUUUUAGUUUAAUGACCAUUGCAGUGGGCACGGACUACUGGUUAUAUUCCAGAGGUGUGUGCAGGACUAAAUCUACAAGUGAUAAUGAAACCAGCAGGAAGAAUGAAGAAGUAAUGACCCAUUCGGGGCUGUGGAGGACCUGCUGCCUAGAAGGGGCUUUCCGAGGAGUGUGCAAGAAAAUCGAUCACUUCCCCGAAGAUGCUGACUAUGAACAAGACACAGCGGAGUAUCUCCUGCGGGCCGUGAGGGCCUCUAGUGUCUUCCCCAUCCUCAGCGUCACGCUGCUGUUCUUUGGCGGGCUCUGCGUGGCAGCCAGCGAGUUCCACCGAAGCAGACACAAUGUCAUCCUCAGCGCGGGCAUCUUUUUCGUUUCUGCAGGGUUAAGCAACAUCAUCGGCAUCAUAGUUUAUAUAUCAGCCAAUGCCGGAGACCCCGGGCAGCGUGACUCCAAAAAAAGCUACUCCUAUGGCUGGUCCUUUUAUUUCGGGGCCUUCUCUUUCAUCAUUGCAGAAAUUGUGGGAGUUGUUGCUGUGCACAUCUACAUAGAAAAACAUCAGCAGCUACGUGCCAAAUCCCACUCAGAGCUCCUGAAGAAAUCUACCUUCGCUCGCCUUCCACCCUACAGGUAUAGAUUCAGGAGGCGGUCAAGUUCUCGCUCCACGGAGCCCAGAUCCCGAGACCUGUCCCCCAUCAGCAAAGGCUUCCACACCAUCCCUUCCACUGACAUCUCCAUGUUCACCCUCUCCCGGGACCCCUCAAAGAUCACCAUGGGGACCCUCCUCAAUUCCGACCGGGACCACGCUUUUCUACAGUUCCACAAUUCCACGCCCAAAGAGUUCAAAGAGUCGCUGCAUAAUAAUCCGGCCAACAGGCGCACCACGCCCGUCUGA
Messenger RNA from Callorhinus ursinus (northern fur seal), 1376 nucleotides. RefSeq names its product calcium voltage-gated channel auxiliary subunit gamma 3 (gene CACNG3). Gene Ontology annotation, molecular function: channel regulator activity; voltage-gated calcium channel activity. The record is from RefSeq and is a predicted model, not a curated record. NCBI's taxonomy places the organism in Eukaryota, Metazoa, Chordata, Mammalia, Carnivora, Otariidae. Gene Ontology annotation, biological process: calcium ion transport; positive regulation of synaptic transmission, glutamatergic; transmission of nerve impulse. Gene Ontology annotation, cellular component: postsynaptic density membrane; AMPA glutamate receptor complex.